AACAGUUGACAUUACAACUGAAUCAAUAAUUGUUGAAACAGAUUAUCCUACUACAGAAACUGAUGACAUAACAACAGAAUCAGUAAUAGUCGAAACAGAUGCACCAACGACUGAUGCAGUUGUAACAUCAGCUACAAAUCCUACUCUUCCAACAACACAAGCUCAAACGACGGUUGCUACGUCAAUCGUAAGUGACGUUUUGACUGCAGCUGCUACACCUUUAGCAACUACUGCACAGCUGUAUCCACAUGGGUAUAAUGAAGGAGAUACAAAGCUACGAGAUGGAGACGAUAUUACCUCAAACGCCAUUCGCAUACCAAGGGGACUAUUUUUUGGACACAGAAAAUAUCGAAACUUUUACGUGAGUUCCAAUGGGCUCAUAAGUUUUGGAAGGGCGUAUCGUAACUAUUGG
Owenia fusiformis is the source of this 412-nucleotide messenger RNA. NCBI's taxonomy places the organism in Eukaryota, Metazoa, Annelida, Polychaeta, Sabellida, Oweniidae. The record is from the annotation of a GenBank genome assembly.